This is a messenger RNA of Esox lucius (northern pike), 3934 nucleotides long. RefSeq names its product desmoglein 2 like (gene dsg2l). Gene Ontology annotation, biological process: homophilic cell-cell adhesion. Lineage: Eukaryota; Metazoa; Chordata; Actinopteri; Esociformes; Esocidae. The record is from RefSeq and is a predicted model, not a curated record. The transcript is spliced from 14 exons. Bases 103 to 3225 code for a protein of 1040 amino acids. Gene Ontology annotation, cellular component: plasma membrane; desmosome. Gene Ontology annotation, molecular function: calcium ion binding.
CAUAAAUUCAGCUUUUACCUUCGAAGAGGCAUAGGUCUAAUACAUCAAAGAAUACUCAACGCUGGAUUCAAACAAUAGAAGAACAUCAUACCUUUGCUUUUAAUGGCGCGUGUUUCUACAGCCAGUGUUGUUUUAUUGUUGCCGUUCAUGCUAACGUUUGUGCGUUUCAUGGCAGAAGGCAGUGGGGUGAUGCUAAGAAGACUGGAAAAAAAAUGGGUCAUUCCUUCCAAAACAUUGAUGGAGAAUAUCGAUUACAGAAACGAUGAGUACAUCGCAAAGAUUCGUUCUGAUAUGAACAUGGAUGGAAAAGGAGAAUUGAUUUACAACCUGACCGGGGACGGUGCAGACAAAGACCCUGUGAACCUAUUCACCAUCAACCCUAAGAACGGCAAUGUCAGGAUCCACGGCAUUUUGGACAGGGAGAAGCAGGCUUUCUAUCAUUUACAAGGAGUAGCAAAAUUCCGCGACGGAAACUAUGCGGAAGAUAACAUUGACUUGGAUAUUAUUGUUGAGGACCAGAAUGACUGUCCACCAGUAUUUACAGUCAGCCAUGCUGGAUAUGCGCAUGAGUCCUCCGCUAAAGGAAUCUUUGUCAUCAAAGUGAAUGCCACAGAUGACGAUGCACCCAACACUGCUUUCUCUCAGAUUAGGUACAGCAUAAAGGGGACUAGUAAUUCAGGUGGCAUGUUCUCCAUCAAUGCCCAGACUGGAGAGAUCCUGGUUCAAAAGACCACUCUGGAUAGAGAGACCAAAGACACAUACAGCCUGACUAUAAUAGGAUCAGACAACAAUGGAAUGUCGGGUGGAAACACAGGAACAGGACAAGUUGUAAUUAAAAUCCUGGACAUCAAUGACAACAUCCCCACCCUGGAGAAAGAACAUUAUGAGGGGAGUGUGGAGGAGAAUACGGUCAAUGUGGAGGUGUUGAGGAUCCAAGCCAUUGAUCUAGAUCAGCAGUUCACUGACAACUGGCUGGCUGUGUUCACCAUUGUGAGUGGCAAUGAGGCUGGCUACUUCAUUAUCACUACUGACCCCAAGACCAACGAGGGCAUUAUAAGGAUCCAAAAGCCACUGGACUACGAGGAGCUGAAAGAGGUCAACCUUGCUAUAAGGGUUUCCAACAAAGCAAAGUACUACUUUGGGUCCUCUACGAGUGGACACAGUGGAGGAAAUGCAGCAAAAAACACGUACAACAUCAAGAUCAAAGUAAUCAACCAGAAUGAGGGCCCCACAUUCCAGCCCAAGGUCAAAGUGGUGACCAUCUCUGAGGACUCCACCACGGUCACUAUUAACAAGGUCAUCACCACCUACACAGCCAUCGAAAGUGACACAACAUUGAUUGCUACCAAUGUAAAGUAUGCCAAAUUAAAAGAUGUAGACAACUGGGUGAGCAUCAACGAAAAGACUGCAGAGAUCACACUAAACAAACUGCCUGAUCGGGAGUCCAUAUACCUGGUCAAUGGAACAUACUACGCUGUGAUUAUAGCAAUCACAAAUGAUCUGAUCUCUAAAACAGCUACAGGGACAAUUGCUAUCCAGGUGGAGGACUUCAACGACCACUGUCCCACACUGACAGCUACCACUACAACCAUGUGUCUGGGGGGAAACGCUGUGUAUGCUACAGCUGUGGAUAGAGACAGCUUCCCAAACGGAGCUCCCUUCAAGUUUCAAGUGAUUCAGAAGAACAGUAACCAGAAGUGGACAGUGGAGAACCUCAAUGCCACUACGACCAUUUUACGAGAUCAUGCCCAACUUUGGCCGGGUUACUACAAGGUGGACAUGGAGAUAACUGACCAGCAGGGGAAGGCCUGUGCUGAGGUCCAGACUCUGAAUGUAGCUGUGUGUACCUGCCAUGAGGUUAAUGAGGUGUGCCUUGCCCGACAGUCCAACACCAAUGUCACAUUAGGAGCACCUGCCAUUCUGCUGCUUCUCCUGGGCCUCCUGUUGUUGCUGCUGGUGCCACUCCUGUUGCUGUUCUGUCUCUGUGGAGGGGCGGCGGCCAUGGGAGACUUUAAGGCGAUUCCAUUUGACAGUAAAGGAGCCCUGAUCAAAUAUCACACUGAGGGACAAGGAGAAGACAAGGAUGUGCCGCUCAUGCUAAUUCUUUCCGGUAGUAACCAUCUGGACAUUAAAAGCUCCUCUAAAUAUAAAACAGGAGCAGAAGCAGGAUCAGGAGCUGGAAUGGGAUUAGGAAUGGGAUCAGGAGCUGGAAUGGGAUUAGGAAUGGGAUCAGGAGCAGGUCAAGCUUGGUCCUGGAAGAAGCUCAGCUCGUACCAUGAAAACCAGGUGUACAAUGCCAUGGGCAGAAGAACCACCACGAUGGAUUAUUAUAGAAAUGCCUUCUCCAGUGAAGGUUGCAAUGAUGGCAUGGCUCUCUCUGAGGGAUUCCUAGAAAAAUACUACUCUGCAAAUGCCAAAAGCACUGCGCAGAACGACCACCAGAAAGAUUCUCAGCUGAUCUAUGAUUAUGAAGGUCAUGGGUCACCAGUAGGAUCAGUAGGCUGCUGUAGCCUCCUAGGGGGCGAUGAUGACCUGGAAUUCCUCAAUAACCUGGGGCCCAAGUUUAAGACCCUGGCAAAAAUCUGCCAGGGGUCCAUGGCUACAGAAGUUGAGACUGUCCACAACUCUGUCCACUCAUCUAGCUCGAGGCCUACCACCUCAACUCACAAAGACUUCAGCAGAGAUGUCUCUCUCACUGGUAACACCCUUAUCACCUCCGCUUCCGCCUCAAACUCCUCCACCCAAAUCCAGGAGAGUCUGGUUCGUCCUGUGGGCUCGGCCACCAUUUCCAAGGUUCACGUCCAGGAUAAUGUGGGGAUCCCUGGCCAGACCCUUCUCAUCCAACAGCCCAACAUGUACUAUACUGCUGCCCCCAUGUAUGUAGUGGAGAACCAGCCCAGGUUGGUGCUUGUGGAUCAGAGAGGGGGAGGGGGUUAUGUCAAUGCCCAGGCGGCUUUAGGCCAGAUGGGGUUAGGUAUGGGUCAGGGGAUGGUGCAUGCUGGAGAUCUUAGUGGUUCUCAGGGUAUGUUGUUAGUGGAGAGGCAGGUAGGAGUGGGUGGUCGUGGGGGAAGCCAUGGUCACAUUGGUAUGGGAGGAGGCCAGAUCCCUCAGGGAGGGGGCCAAACCAUUACCAGGGAAAGUAAUGUAGAAAUUAGACAAACCACUAUGCAGGAAAGCCAUGUUCUUCAGGGAGCUCGUGUUGAAGCAGGUGGAGGUUUCUUGUGAAGUUGAGAACUCUUCUGCUACUGUCAAAAUCACAACAACCCCCACCCCUGCACCACGCCACUCCUCUGUGGUGCAAGAGAAAAACAUCUAUGUCACAAAGAAAUACACUGAGACCAGCAGUGUGGCGUAGAAAAACUCCCUCAGCAUGAUUACAUACUGUAUAGUCAAGUCACGGGGUUUAAACAUGUUUUCUUUUUUAGUCAAGUAGAAAACAGUUAAGGGAGUGGAAAGGUAGUCAGACAGGUUGGUGCUCUCUGCUGGUCUGAACUGAAAUGUAUCAUGCAAAAAAGUGCAAUACUAUGCAAUGCUAUUCAACCAGGUUUUUCCUAUCACUGUAUACUGUUUGCUAUACUGUUUUAUAUCGAUGUAUAUUUUUUUUACCAGGGUCUAUGUUGUAAUUACCAGCUGCUGUUUAAACCUGACUUUAAACAUUUAGAAAUCAGUGACUUAAUGAUUGAGUGGGAGAUACUUUAUUACAGAUGGAGUUUAAUUAAUUUAGCUAAUACAAUUUAAUGAAAUCUUUUAACACAUUAGUGUUGGAGAAGUGUUAUGUUUUUAUAUGGUGUGUGGCUUAUUAUUCAGACGAGAAAAACAGUAUUUGGUUUUUGUGGUUUUCUGGGAUGAUACAUUCCUCAUCUAAUAGUUCUGGUGGCCAAGGUUUACAGCGUUAUAGUUGUACAAACGGUACAUUAAAAAUGGUUGUAUCAGA